Taeniopygia guttata (zebra finch) is the source of this 9399-nucleotide messenger RNA. It is a transcript of the gene GNAS, whose product is annotated as GNAS complex locus. The record is from RefSeq and is a predicted model, not a curated record. Gene Ontology annotation, molecular function: beta-2 adrenergic receptor binding; ionotropic glutamate receptor binding; G-protein beta/gamma-subunit complex binding. Gene Ontology annotation, cellular component: heterotrimeric G-protein complex; cytoplasm. Lineage: Eukaryota; Metazoa; Chordata; Aves; Passeriformes; Estrildidae. Gene Ontology annotation, biological process: adenylate cyclase-activating dopamine receptor signaling pathway; sensory perception of chemical stimulus.
AAAAAAAGGGAAAAAAAAAAAAAAAAAAAAGGGGGAGGAAAAAAAAAAAUGCGGGAGAGAGCAGGAAAAAUAAGACGGGAAAAAAUCCGCCCGUGAGAGGACAGGUUCUGCUCGUGGCACAGAGCAAACGGGCUUGCCUAUUUUUUUUUUUUUUUUAAUUUUAUUUUGUAUUUUCUUCUCGCCGAGAGGAUUCAGCCGCCUGGAAAGCGCAUGUGAAAAGAGCAGCAGCAAGGAGAGGGGAGGAAAAAAAAAAAAAAAAAGGAAAAAAAAAAAAGGGGUGGUUUGGCUUGGACCCCCCCGCCCCAGUGCGGGAGGAAGGACCCGCGGCGGCCGGAGGGCGAGGAGCUGCGGCGGCCGGCGAGGGAAGGGACCGGGGCUGCGUGACCCCCGCGGCGCGGGGGGAGAGGCGAGGAAGAGACGUUUCCCGAUCCUCCCCGCCGAGGAUUUGGGGAGGUUUCCGCGCCUGGAGCCCGUGCCUUUGGAUCUAAAGAGGAUUAUUAUUUUUUGGGGGGUGGCACUGAAGCUGGAUUUGUUCCUGUGCGUGCGGCGCGGGGGGGGGCAUUUCUGCUGCCUCUAGAGGAGCCGGCGGCCCGGCCGGGGCGCGGAGAUCCCCGCGGAUCGCUCCGCACCCCCCGGGAAAGGUGCGCCGAGGGGAUCGGCGGGGGGCGGGGGAGGAGAGGCAGCUGCAGCUGCCGGGGAGGAGGCCCGGCGGAGCGGCAGCAAAGUCAUCGCUAUCGGCCCCCCCUCGGCUGGCUUCGGGCUCGGCGCUCUCCAUGUCUCUGGCUCUGGGCAGCGGCCGCCACAGCAGCGAGUAGGGGGGGAGGAGGAGGAGGAGGAGGAGGAGGAAGAAGAAGGGAGCCCGGGAGUGCCUCCCUCCCUCCGUCCCUCCCUCCCCCCGGCAGCCCCGGCCGCCUCCCGUCCCCUCGCCCCGCGUCCCUGCCUUCCCCUCCCCAAGAUGGGCUGUUUAGGGAACAGCAAGACGGAGGAUCAGCGCAACGAGGAGAAGGCGCAGCGGGAGGCCAACAAGAAGAUCGAGAAGCAGCUGCAGAAGGACAAGCAGGUCUAUAGGGCCACGCACCGGCUCCUCCUGCUGGGUGCUGGUGAAUCCGGUAAAAGCACAAUAGUCAAGCAGAUGAGGAUCCUACACGUGAAUGGAUUUAAUGCUGAGGAGAAGAAAAUGAAAAUUCAGGAUAUUAAAAACAAUAUUAAAGAAGCUAUAGAGACAAUAGUGACAGCAAUGGGCAAUUUGGCACCUCCAGUGGAACUAGCCAAUCCAGAGAACCAGUUUCGAAUCGACUACAUCUUAAAUUUAGCAAACCAGAUAGACUUCGAUUUCCCUCCGGAGUUUUACGAACACACAAAAACACUUUGGCAGGACGAAGGUGUGAAAGCCUGCUACGAGAGAUCCAACGAGUACCAGCUGAUUGACUGUGCACAGUAUUUUCUAGACAAGAUUGACAUAGUCAAACAGAACGAGUACACCCCAUCUGACCAGGAUCUCCUCAGAUGCAGAGUUUUGACAUCAGGAAUUUUUGAAACCAAGUUUCAGGUGGAUAAAGUAAAUUUUCAUAUGUUUGAUGUUGGAGGGCAACGAGAUGAACGCCGAAAAUGGAUCCAGUGUUUUAAUGAUGUGACUGCUAUCAUAUUUGUGGUGGCGAGCAGUAGCUACAACAUGGUGAUACGAGAGGACAAUCAGACCAACCGGCUGCAGGAAGCACUAAACCUCUUCAAGAGUAUCUGGAACAACAGGUGGCUACGGACCAUUUCAGUAAUCCUUUUCCUGAAUAAACAAGAUUUGCUAGCAGAGAAAGUUUUGGCAGGGAAAUCUAAAAUUGAAGACUACUUUCCAGAAUUUGCUCGCUACACUACACCAGAUGAUGCAACACCAGAGCCUGGUGAGGAUCCCAGAGUUACAAGGGCCAAGUAUUUUAUUAGAGACGAGUUUCUUAGAAUCAGCACAGCAAGUGGAGAUGGAAGGCACUACUGCUACCCUCACUUCACGUGUGCCGUGGACACAGAGAACAUCCGGAGGGUUUUCAAUGACUGUCGGGACAUUAUUCAGCGCAUGCACCUUCGCCAAUACGAGUUGUUGUGAUGGAGAGCACUUUUUUCUGUGUUUUGGACUCCUUAUUCCUUAUUAAAAAAAAAGAAAAAAACACCCUUGCCCACAUAGGGUGGAAGAGAACUGUUUGAAUCUCCCAUUGAUUUGCACCCCUCAACUUUUUCUCCUUGCUGGACAAUAGCAGCACUUCUAAGCUUGCUUCUGUACCCCUCGGACAGUUUGAGAUGGCCCCUAACACUUAAAAGGCCAUUUCCAUGAGGAUUCCCUAACACUGUUAUUAACAAAAGAGAGAGAGAAAAAAAACAAACCAAACAAACAAACAAAAAAUAAAACCUAAUUAAUUAAAAGCCCUGAAUGUGGAGCACCUGAAAGAAUUGGGGGUGAAAAAAUUAAAACGUUGAAACAAAAUUGGGGGAGAGAAAACUUUAGGUAAUUUAGCACUGCUGUGGGCAUAAUCCUAUAACCCGUGAUCUCCACUUUGUAUCACUCACUGCAUCCGAGUAACGAAGGUGCCAAGUCACAGACCAAGUUUGAAGACAGACCCUUGAGUUUGGUUCUCUGACUGUAAUGUGGCUUUGGGCGGAAAUACUGACAAUUCUCCAACAGACCUAGACAGUGCAAAAACCAACUGCUACCUUUCAGAAGGGUAUUUUUAAAACCAGUCUUGGUGGUCUAAAGACAACCAUGGACAUUUAUGAAUUGAACUGCGUAUGGCCUGUGAUUGCAGAAAGAGUUAACCACACACUGUUUUCAGUUUGUCCACUGAUGAUCCUGUCUGCUCUAAAAAUCAUUAUCUAGACUGUAGUCCUCACAGUCUUUCCCUUCUUUUUCUUCUUCCCUUCCCUCAUUUUUUAUUUUACUGCUGGAUUAUUAUUCUUGUACAGACUGUAAAAUGUAUUAUUUUGUACAACUUUAUUGAAAAUAACUUGUAGAAGAUCUUUGUGCCUUGAUUAUGGCUGUACCUGUACAAUGAGCUAAGAUGUAAGUAUGUUUGAUUGCGCUGUACAGCUUUGUCAACCCUAUCUGCAGCAUUAGCUCAAGGUAGGGAAAAUUUAUCUGUAGUUUAGUUUUUCUGGUUUAUAAAAGAAGGAAAAAUACUGUUUAGUAAAAAAAAAAAAAGGAAAAAAAGGAAAAAAAAAAAGAAAAAAGUACAAAUUGUGCAAACUUAACCACUUUAAAAGUGAGGUCUUCAACAAGUGACCAGAUGUUGCAGCAUCGUGCUUUUUAAUUUUUAGCUUUAAUUCAUUUAAAUCUCUAUCCAAAUGCAAAACAUGGCUUGUUUCUACAUAAAACCAAAUUUUGCUACAAAUUAUAAAUGUUAGUCUUUGGUCAUUCAUAGUCCUAUUUUUGCUAAAGACAAAAAAGAAAAAAAAAAAGAAAACCAGAACAAUAACAGACACGUAGGGCAUCAUGCAGGUCUGGUGACCAUCUCUAGACUGGGCCAAAUACCCACCAACCUUGGCUUGCGCUGCGUGGGCAACGACUACCGGAAUGACAAGGUGUGCACUGCCCUCGGAUUUGGCCACUGAAUUCCAGUUUCAAACGACAUUUUUAUUUCUCUUUUAAUAAAGAGAUACUUUAGAACCUUUUUUUUUUUUGUUUUAUAUUAACUAUAUAAGUAGCUUAAAAGUGAAGAUGUGUGGAUUUUUUCUUAAACUUGAAUAAUUUAUGCAAAUUAUAUGCUUAGAACAACAUGUGGUACAGUAAAAAGAAAAAAGAGCAAAAAUCACUGUAGCAAUAAGAGAGCAUGUAAUUUUAGUAACUACUACACUGCUUUAUAUUUUAUACCUAGGUGUUUUAUGUCUCUGUGAGUGUGUUACUUUUUCAUGUGUCUAAACCUACGUGUACAAUUUGUACAGAGUCAGAAAUUACAGCUGUAAUAACACAUCUAGAACAGUGUUAGCCUAUAUUACUCAAACACCCCUGUUCCCCCUUCAUUUACACCCCUAAACUGAUCUGGAUCUUAACUGCAGUGACUUUAAAAGGAAAAGAAACAAAAACACCAAAAUUCUUGCCUCUUUGCCUUUCACACUAGCUUCCCUCCACCCAAGAGACCGUGUUGGCUUUCUUUGUUUGGGAAGAGAUGCAGUUUAAAUUCAAGUGAGGGCGUGGUCAGUGAUGUCUGUGCAGCUAGAUUUGCUUCAGGUAUCGGAUGCCUUUUCAAUGUUAAGAAAUGCAACUGUUCAGAAUUGUGACUUUUCAUUUGCUUUUGUGGCUGAAGUCUUAAAAUGAAUCACACAGUCCAUUUUCACUGGAGAGCAGGGAUGUGAGGGAGUUACUGUCCCAUCUCAAUUCAGAAUUACUUCCAGAAACACUGAAUAGUUGAAAAAUUUUAGCUGCAGUUGUUACUCACCUUUGCAGAAUGAUCUUUCCUGUUCACAGGUUUAGACAGCUGCCACCUGAACUUUGUAGAACUGUAGAAAACAUGACUGAAAAUAGGCCCCUCCAAUUCAGAAUGUAUCCAGUGCCUGUAGGUGAAGGGCUGGCGUUUCCACUAGGUAAAAAUGGGACACAUGUAGUGGAAAGGAAAUUCAUUGUGAGCCUUAAUUUUAGUUACAGGAGCCAAAAUCUUUAUUUUAGUGCCAACCCUUAUCUUUUUAAGCCUAGGAGGAGUUGGUGUGAACACCAAAUUUAUAAAUGGAGAAAACCUGUAGUGGUGUGAGGAAUGUAAUCUCUUGUCUGAGAGAAACAAAGCACCUCCAUUAAGAAAAUUAACAAAAUAAGCUUUUUUCCUCUGAUGAGGAGGACACAUAAUAACAAUGAGCUAUAUAAGACAGCAACAGUUUAAGAAACCUAAAGCUUUAUAUGAACAGAUAUGUUUAGGGGAUGCUUUUUUUUUUUUUCUUAUGUGAGGAAAAAGGCAAUUGUUUUGAAUAUGGUUGAGUUGCACAAGUACAGAGCGUGUGUGUGUCUUAAUGUCUCAGUAUUGCCUUUGUUAGUCUCUAUUAGUCCAUGCAGUUUGGUGGCCUGGUAAAUGCAAGUCUUAUUUUUAACAGCUUUCUUUUUCCUUUUUUUUUUUUUUUUUUUUUUAAUACAAAACCAUAAAGCUUUAAUGCUUGCUAUUUAAUAAGUAACUGUGUUUUCUUCUGUCUCUAAUUUAGUGGCCAUAAUUUGCAGUUAAUUGAACCAUUCCAACCUAAUGCUUACCCAUAUUUCUUAGUUUUGUUUUAUUUAUUUAUUUGAACUUCUUGUUUUCAUGAUUGAAGACUGUCACUUCUGUCUCAUUCAUCUGUUUGGAAACUUCUGACCUUACAGCCAAAACUUAACUCAUUCUACUCAGUAUUCAUCGUGAUGCUGAAGUGUAAGAUACCUGCAAAUGUAAACACUACCACUUUUAUUAAUAAAAGCAAAUACAGUGUUUUUAGGGCACAUUUGCAUCACUGUAGUUGAGGUUGUGUCAGUAUUUCCAUUGUAAACCUAUGGAGGGUUGGCAGGUUGGCACUAAACUGCCCUAAGCUGAAUCUUUGCCAUACAAGGCUUCUGCUCAAGCGUGAUUUUGGUGGGUUGGUUUUUCAACAGUUUCCAACACAAACUCUUGUUUCUGUUUUAAGUUAUACAACUGUUUUGUUGGAUGGGGGUUGGUUUAAAAAGAAAACAACAAAAAACAACAAACAAACCUGGUUUAAGAUUGUUUUUGGCACUUCUGUAACUCAGAAAUGGUUUUGAUUUUAAAACAACCUUCGGCAAGCCAGUAACCUACAAUAUGGUCUGAUCACUUUGGGUAUUUUGUAAAAAUAAUAAUAAAUUGUAGAGAUGUUGUGGUUUCAAAAUCAGCUACUGUGCAUUUGCAGUAACUUAUUUCAACCCAAGAGCUUUUAGUAAUUUGUGCAUCAGGGCACACAUUCAGUGUGGUGCAGCAGAGUAGGGAUAACUCCUAAAGAUUUUUUUCUUUUUCAAUAAUGUGGAGAGAUAAAUCCACUACAGACUAAAAAAUUAUUCAGCUGCCUCUGAAAGCAUCAAAAACUGCUCUCAGAGUCUGAAACUGGAGCUCUGCAAGUUGAUAGGAGCAGACUUUGAUGCAAAAGCCUGGGAAGGCAUCCUGGAUCAGCUGUCAUAGACAGGAGUCCUUGAGGGCUUUUCUUCAUUUAUCUAAAAACUUUUGAUUCGUGGCAUCAGGGCAGGAUUUAACUGAGGGCAUGUCCUAACUGCAGAGGAAGGGAAGCUAACACUGCUCCACUGUGCUGCACAGAAUUGAUACCUGCAGGGUAAUUUCCACCUGCCAGUAAAUCUAUGCACAGAUUUAUUAAUGUUCAUGGUUUCAGAACUUGAGCACCUUGUAAUUCGUCGUGCUGUGUUGUUCCUGUAAAUGACGGAGGAUGUUUUGUAUUAUUUAUCUUAUUUUCCAAUGUCAGAAGUUAUGUGCCAGUAAAAACAAAAGACAUAAACAUAGAAGAUUGACCCUAGACCUGGAGGCAGAGCCCGUGACAGCUGAGUACCAGUCCAGUGCCUUAGUGACAAUGCUCUUGGUGAUUGGUGCUAUACAAAUGUCUUAAGAGUGGUAAAGUUGUUCUAAGUUAUAAAAUUAUGUGACUCAUUGUGGAAGAGAGUAAGUUCUCUUCUUUCCCCAGCUGUACCUGAUGUGCUGUGUGUAUUCCUAACAAUGCUGGCACGCCUAAGACCUCUUCCAUGGAAGCAGAUGUUAAAAUUCCUACUGACUUUAAUGAGCAGGAUCGGGGCCAUAGAUUACUAUCAGUGGAAAUCUCGCACAGGAGCAGGUCCUCAUCUCUAAAAUACAUGUUGGGUUUGUAUAACAGUAAAAAUAUUUAUAAGCAAACGUCUGUUUGCAGUCCAAAACCAAACUGUGCCCUUCUUCCUCAGCUUGCUAUCUCUGAAAAUUCAUCUGGGAAAAAAAAUCUUCCUGUUCUAUGACAAACUUUGAAGUGUCUUUGUAAAUAAAAUAAACUACAAAGGGGAUUUCUGAAGCUCUGAUGAAAGCCUGACACUGAAAAGUCCCUCUGGUGACUGACAAGACAAAUUCCAAGAGUGAGCCUAUUUUAAUCCUGGUCAUACUCAGUCCUGUGAGUGGAUGCGUGUCAGGGUAGGUAAAACUGCUUCAGAAUUUUGCUGUAGUGCACAGACUGCUAAAAUUUGAGCCAGAAGUAUUGGCCUUGGAAUUAAUUGUUUUGAUCCUUGGUUCUCAUUAAGAGCUCAAACUUCUUUUUAUCCUGGUUACUUUCAGUGUACUGAGCUGAGCAAAAUGGGUGCAGUAUAAAGCACAAUCUGACCUGGAAAAAUAACAUGGGAGGAGGUGGGAAGGCAAAUAAGAUCUCUCACUGCAUUAAACACAAAAAUAAUAAGGUGGAAGUUUUUGUCUGACUUCUGUGUCCUAUAAACUUAGUCUGGUCUCUUGGAAAACAGGGAAUUCCCCAGGGUAACAACAGCAUUGAUACCUCUGUAACAUGGAUAACUGACCAAAUAUGUAAUACAUAAUUAAAAAUCCACCAAAAAACAAACUUACAAAUUUUCCUAAUUUUGUUUUUCACUUAGGAAGUUUGACUCAAAAUUACUGAAUGACAGAACAAAAUAAAACCUUUGACCAUUGUCCCACAUACGGAGAAGGAUAAAUUUUUGAGGGAUAAGAUGGUGACAGUAAGGAUUUUUGUGUAAUAUGCUUUUUAAUGCUGGGGUACCAGCAGACAAAUGUAAGCAAAUUCAAAAUUAAAAUGUGAAUUUAUCUCUUCACUUUAAUUUACCCAGUCAUUUCACUGAAUGAGUUGGCUAAUUAAUUAUUUAAAUUUACUACUAAUCAAGUUUGGAGAAGGAUAAGCCUAGGACAGAGGCUGUAAUGUUGGGAAUUCUCUCAGUUCUGUUGUUCUGUCAUGCAAACCAUUGUUUUAGGCUGUGAAUUUUAUGUGAAUUAUUAAUAGUGGAGUACAAUGUUUCUAUCUGUAGUUUUCUGGUAUUUGAUGUGACUUUGGAACUGUAUCAUUCUUGCAACUGAAAUGCCAGAGUGCUGGCAGAGGGCCGAGCAGCUGUAUCAGGGUUAGGAAUUGCCACAUCAGGGGGGCACAUUCCAGUUCUUUUUUUGCUACAUUUUCAGUUUGCUGUUGGCAGGAUCAGAAGAGCUUCCACAAAAAGACAAAUUAGGGGUUGGGUGAUAGAACUAAAUCCUGUGGAAGAACUCAAAGUAUUAAUGAGAAUCAGACUGGUGCUGAGGUGGAGCCAUGGAGAUGUGUCCUGAGGGGGGUGUGAGGGCUGAUGAAUAUCUCAGUAGUUUUAAUCUUUGUUCUCUUACUGUUUGAAGGCACAUCCAAAAUGAAGUAAUGGAUUGUGAGAAUUUUGCUGCUAACCCUGAGUUCUGUUUCUCACAGGGCAAAGCUCUGCUGGGCUGCAGAGGUUUGUCUGUGUAAGGCAGUGUGGAAGCCCAGAGCAGCCACCAGCAGCAGCUUUUGUGAACCUGUUUGUGAUUUAAAACUGGGACACUGAACAGCCAGUUGCUCUGUCCUGCAGCAUGACCCAAACCUCAGCUGCUUUCUCCUGUCCUCACCCCCCUCACUCUUGUAAUGGUGUGGUUGAUAAGAAAAUAGAGCAGUUAUGAAAGAAAGCAAGGAGACAACUUCAAAGUUCAAAUUCCAUUACCUUGGAUACUGAAAAAGAAAUUUAGGGGGAAAAUUCUUCAUUCCCCAGGUGAGUGACCCAGUCUGGGAUCCUCAUACAAAUUUUCAAGGUCAGAGAAUGAAUCAAUCCCAAAAGGCCAGGGUUAUCCGGUUAAGGAACUGCAAAAAAAAAAAAAAAAAUCUCAGAGAUAGUUUAGUGAAAGGUGAGUUUAAUGAUCAGCAUGAAAAUCAGCUGGAACUUGCUUUAAAGCGAGAAAUUGUUUCCACCACAGGCUCAUCUUGAGAAGCACUUGGGGUGUUGGGAGGCUCAGUGUUUUAAGCAAUCCUCGGUAUAUAAAAUACAGUUCCAACUCUUAAGUUGACAUUCGAGGGACACUAGAAUGACAUCACAUCAGCAACCUCCAAACCACCUUGUUUUGUUUCAGAAUAUUCUUGGUUACGUGGUGAAGUGUCAUGUGUUCAAUGUCUGGAAAAACUGUUACCAGUACUUGAGAUACAAACAGAAAUGUUUCGUCUUGAGGCUCUGCUUGAGAAGGAAGAACUCUUUAGCCAAAACUCAUUAGCCUAAUGAUGCUGCUGUAAUUUCCUAUACCAUUGGAAAGUUAUUACCUUAACUCUAGUUGAAUGUAUUGGCUGCUUUGUAAAGGGCUAACGAUUACAAAAAUACAAAUUUAUGCUAAAAGAAUUUGUAGAGGGCAAGGAGCAGAGGGAAUGACAGAGACUGCCAGGGUGGAUAUUUUUAAAAAACAUAUGAAUAAAAGGCAAACAGUUUUGUUGGAA